Poeciliopsis prolifica (blackstripe livebearer) is the source of this 7906-nucleotide messenger RNA. It is a transcript of the gene spag17, whose product is annotated as sperm associated antigen 17. The transcript has 48 exons. The record is from RefSeq and is a predicted model, not a curated record. Lineage: Eukaryota; Metazoa; Chordata; Actinopteri; Cyprinodontiformes; Poeciliidae. Gene Ontology annotation, biological process: epithelial cilium movement involved in extracellular fluid movement; axonemal central apparatus assembly. Bases 94 to 6327 code for a protein of 2077 amino acids. Gene Ontology annotation, cellular component: axonemal central apparatus.
UUCUACAUGAAAACUUCAUAGUUUUAACUUCUUAAACCUGAUUUUUAGCGUGUUUUUUUGUGUGUUAAUUUUAUUCCCCAUACGCUUUCAAAAAUGCCGCCGGCAGGUAAAAAAGGCUCUGGUAAGAAAAGUUCUCCUGUUCAACCUUUCAACAAGAACUGGGAAGCUGAUCUCAGCAAAGCGCAGUUCGAGGACACUUGGCUUGCUUGUGUGUCUCUGGUGGUUGGAGAUGGUCCAGAAGAAGAGGAAGAGCUCGUCAAGUCUCUGGUUUUGAGUUUUGAACGUCCACAGCGCAAACUUUUUUCCCUCAUAUCGUGGGACAGCACAGUGGAAAAGAUCAAUAAGCUGGGGAAUCCCAAAGCAAAAAGGCCAGAUCUUCCCUUGUUUUAUGAGUGUACUGAGCCUGCUAAGACGUUACUGGAUGCCGGAGAAGAAAUUCCCAUCGAUCUGGUGGCAAAAUUACUGAAAUUCCAGCUGCUGGAAAUUAAAGCCAGUGAUCAGAAGAGACGGGAAGUUGAGCAGCUGAAAAGUGCAGCACAAAAAGAAAAGACUCAACCUCAGUCUGAUGGCAAGGGCAAACAAAAAGACAAAAAAGAGAAAAAAGGAAAGGGUCCGACCCCAGGAAAGGGCCAGGCCGCUAGUGCAGACCCCUCCAAGGACAAGAAAACCAAGCUCAAACGCAGGGGCGAGGCUGAGACGCCCAUAUAUAUAGAUGAUGAGCCAAAGGAUGGCCCCCAACACUAUAUUCUGAUAGUCGGCUUCUACCACCCAAACCUGAUAGCACUGCUUAAUACCAUCGGUGUUCAUGUUGCGAAUGUCAUCAAGUUAUGCUCCAAGCACAAAGAACUCUCUCCAGAACCAGUAGAGCUGAACGAUCAGGAGGAAGAGGAGCAGAGUUCUCCAGCUGUGCCUGCAGAGGUUCCAGAAAGUACCAGAAAGCUCAACCUGUUCUGGACUCACCUGAGGUCGGUCUUAGACAGCGGCCCACCAGACUCUAAGCUCCAUGACGUGAUUCAGCUGAACUACGUCGUUCCAGAUCUCACACUCCCGUUUGAAAUACCGGACCCUCAGUCUCUGGUGGAGCUGGGAAACCGGAUGUUUGACGACGUUGCCAGGCUCAUCUAUGACUGUCUGCAGUGGCGCCGGCAGCAUCAGCACUACAGAGACAAUGUCCGGCUCCUCUCUAUACCCACAGCUGUAACAGAGGACGCACAGUCUGUAGAGGCACAUCCUGAGCCUACUCAACAGAUCCCUCGCUCUAAAAGGAAAACCAAAGCAUCUAGCUUACUACCUAUAGAAAUCAAGUUGCCUCCAACUGUAUCUCUGAACGUGGACAUGUGUUACUAUCACAAGCUGUUGGACAUGGUUCCCCCGGAAGCCUGUUCUGUACCGCUGAUAUUGCACUGUAUGCUGGAGCAGGUGGUGGUUUCCUCAGAGGUGCCUGUGCUUCCUCUGUUUCCCUCUGAGGAAGAGGAGAAAACUGCCAAGGGUCCCUGGUUAAAUUGUGAUCUGGUUAGUUAUAUGCUCCAAAGCUUCCUGCCUCUGCUGAACACAGAAGAAGAGAAACGUCAUCUGUUAGAUGAGGUCCUCACUACUGUGGAAAAGGAAGAAGACAAGGAGAGACUGAAGGGGAAUUAUGGGACAGCGCAUGCUCAGAGGCCUGGCGACCCUGUGCUUUUCAGAUACCACGACGAGAGGGGAAUACGAUUACAGAACAUCACUGUGACUAAGGGAUGUAAUCCAGCUGAGACAGAGACAACCCUUUUGAAGACGAGUCCAGUCUCAAAGCUCAUUCAGUCCGUCGCUGAAAAGAGAAAUGGUGACACCCGCUGGAGGGGAAUGAAACAACAGCUGCAGCACUAUUGCACAGAUGAGGGCAUGCCCUGGUCCGAGGUGGAGCGGCUGUUUGAUCAGAGCGUGUUUGAGGCUAUGCCACUGACCACGGUGGAUCAGCUGGGUGUUUUACUGAACCAUAAUGAACCACAGCAGACACAAAAAAUUAUCCCCUGGGGAAAUCCUUUGUUAUAUGCUAAACAGAGGCUUCAAACCUCGCAGACUGGCGAGUCAACAUUUCUCACUGAAGACCCUGGAAACUCAGAGCACCUGAAUAGGGAAAUCUGCAGCCGACUGGAUUUAUGUGAAAUCCAGAAUUGGAGACAAAGAUGUCUGUUUGACUGGUACUAUACAGAACAUCACAGUGCCACUGUUUUUCCACAGGUUCUGCAAAAGGCCUCAGAGGAAUAUUGUUGCAUGGAUAUCUUCAGAGAAAGCUAUGCAAACAUCUUAUAUGUUUUUUGCCACAAUCCUAUGAAUUCUCACGGCCUGUCCAAACAUUUCUGGGAUGAGGCCCUCCACACUGAUGUCAAGUUCAGAAAAUAUCUGGAGCAUGUUGCUGAAAAAAUCUACAACUGGACAAUGGAGGAGGAGGUAAAGAGGGAGGAAAUGCUGAAGAAAAGCCAGAUGCCUCCUGAGACUCCAAAAGACCUUGAAUGCCCCCCGGCGGCGGAAGAAUCUCAGGAACCAGUCAUCACAAAGGACUCCCUCAAAGCCUGGAAACUGGAGCAGGAGCGACUGAAGAAAGAGGAGUUGGACAAAAAAUCAAAGAAGGAUGCUAAGGGGAAAGGCGGUGACAAAUCUGACAAGAAAGGCAAAGCUUCGGCUGACAAGAAAGGCAAAACUCCAGCUGACAAGAAAGGCAAAACUCCGGCUGGUGACAAGAAGGAGAAAGCAGAUAAAAGAGGCAGCUCAGCCAAGUCCCACAUCGAUUCUGCCAUUUCCUUGGCAUCUUCUGAUGGCGAAAAGGGAGACCUUCAGACACGGGAACCGGACAAUAGAUUCAUCGGCUACAGCAUGGACGGACAGCUGAUCCACGUGUCGGGAUGUGUCCAGCAAAUGUACACCUCAGAUGGAGGACGCGUCACUGUGGAGAACGUGAGCUUUGUCGAAGGUUCUACCCUAAUGAAAGUAGCGUUGAGGAAGGACGGGCACCAUUUCUACACACACGUCAACCAUGUUGUCAACAAACGCCCAAAACCUCCCAGCGAGCCGCAGGACAAAAAGAACAUGGAGCUAAAGGAUGGAGUAAAAGUUUUAGAGCCAGAAACAGUGAAGCUGUGCUCCUUCUCAGCAGUCCUUCGCAGUCAAAUCCACCUGUCAUACAGUUUCUAUGGCGCAACAGGACAAUACAAAGUUUUAGAGAUUCUUGAGGAGGAGCCAGCUAAGGAGGAAAUCCCAAAAGCCUCCCCAGAAGAACCCGUUGCUUUUCCUUCUCCCAGGUCUGGCUCCAGGACAUCGAGGCAGUCCUUUCAGAAGUCUGCAGAGCCGCCAGCUGAGCCGCCAGCUGAGCCGUCGCCUCCGCUGCCUCAGCCGCCUCAGCCCCCGCCUCCGUUCAACAGCCUCAGCCUUUCCGUUCCCAACGGCCUGCUGGUGCAGUUUCAGCUUGACUACACACAAGGAGAGUCGUCUGAAUAUGGCGUGUUGAUCAGGCAGAGCUUUCCCUUCCACUGUAAGCCUGGGCAGAGUCUGCCGGACAAAUCCCUGUCUCAGGAGCUGUAUCGCAUCAUUACCAACCAGGGAGUCGUGAUUCGUUACCUGAGAGACGGCGCCGCAGAGGUGCUGUUUGCAGAUGGAUCGGUCAGUUUCAGCCCAGCUCCAGUGUUGGUGCCUGAUCAAGAGAAGACAGAGACCUCAGAGAAGAAGGAUGAGCCUCAGAAACGAUCGUGGCAGACGACCACUUCAACUGGAGAUCGGAUUUGGACCACUGGACCAACAAACAGCGUCGUACCCACAACCUCUCUGUGCACCUUCCUGGCCACAGACCCCGUCACCCAGGAGGUGAUGCUGACCCGGGAAGAUCUGGUGGUUACGGUCAAGAGCCCAGAUGGAUCUAUGAUCGCUGAUCAUGCAGAUGGAACAAGGAUCACCACCCUCUUUCUAGUCACACCACCUCACGAGGAGGUGCCUGACUGUGUGACCAAUCCAGAGGAGCAUGAAGAUGUUUGUUACCAAGAAGAAGGGAUGAGCGAAACCUCAGAAACCCACAAAUUACACCAAACGGUUUCAAAUGAUAAGAGUGAAGAGGAAGAAGAAGAAGAAGGAAAAGAAGAAGAAGAAGAGAACGACUCGACCAGAGAGCGGGUGGUGAUUGUGGAGAAGGAGGGCAACGCAUCAGUAGUGAUGUACCCGAAACGCCGCGCAGCUCACCUGUUUUUAGCCGAUGGAACCAUCAUCACUGGGAACAACCAAGCGGAGUACGAGGUGUUCCCGUCUAGAGGCGGGUUUCUGCACAUCCAAACUGAUGGGAAAUGUGUUUAUACCUCUGACCUCGAGCCAAAUGCUUGCUCCCCCUCCAACCGACUAGGAGUUUACACCAUGAGUCACACAGACGAAGUGGUGUGUGACAUUUCAGACAAGAACGGAAACCACUUCCAGGUUUCAGAAUAUGGACAGACUUUGCUGCUAAGCACAAGUCCCGUAACUCCUACACAAGAGGAAGAAGAGAAGAUCGACAACUCAAGUACCACGCUUGAUGUAAAACACAAAGAUUAUUGUCCCAGAAUUUUUCUGCUGUAUGAAGACGGUUCUGGCACUGAACUGCUGAACUCUCAUAUUGUAGAGGAGGAGCUCCAAGAGGCGUACUCUGACCCCACCAUCGCACUGCUCAAGGAGCCUCUAUCAGACAGACAAGAUGAGUUUGGCAUCACUAUCCUGAAGCCGGGCCACCAGAGCGUCUGGUCCAAAUGGGUGCUAAGGAAACAAAACUAUGACAUCACCCCUCCAAACCUCAGGAAUCGCUCUGAUGAGUUCCAUACUUCAGAGAUCAGCCCUCCGCUUGGUUCUGGCACCAGCGUUGCUCUGACUCACAGGGAGAGAUGCGCCAGUUCUUUAGCACAACAGCGUGUCUGGAGCUGCCCGAGAGUCCUGGAGAUCAGGGAACUCUCCCAGCACCGACCCUUCACCACGGCGUUCAGAGACGCUCUCGAUUCACGGCUGAAGGACUACAUCGAGAGGCUGAUAAAGAGAGAGGUGCUGGCAGAGCAGAUGAAACUGAAAGAGCUUCGCAGUGAUGAGGAGACUGCUCAAGCCACAGAUCUCCUCAGCCUCAUUCUGUCUUUUGCAGAGUUGGACGAUGAGAGUCACGAUUCUGAUUCCAGGAGCUCAGUCAUGAAAACUAAAUCAGCUUCAGUGGACUAUGCCAGUCUGUACAUUCAGGGAAUCAAAGCAUCAGUUGAGCAGUCAAUUGCUUCAGAAGACACUGACAACUUGGGUGCUGAUGACGCCUUGGAUAAAUCACAGCUUUCUACUGCUAGAAAAGAGUCAAGAUGGACUGAAAGACUUGAGCUGCACAGACAGGAGAUGAGUGAAGAGAGGUCCUGCAAAGAGGCUCUGAGGAGGCAGAGUUCUGUUCCUUAUUUCCAUCCAGAAAACUUUCAAAUUUACCAAAAUCUGCUACAGUGCCAUAGACCCCACAUAAAGAGUACAUCACAGGACCUUCCACUGCCUACCAAGGUGGACAGUGCUGAGAAAAGUACCAGUGUGGACGGAAUGGAGCCUGAUAUGAAAGAUGCAUCAACUCAGAGCACUCCACAACCUUAUAACACACAAGUUCCUCCAUCAGAAAGUCGAGCUGAAGAAAGUGAGAGGACUUCUGAAAGGAGGCACUCAGACCUCCCCAAACAUUCUCCUGUAACAGGUGAAAGCAGUCUGAAGAGCCCAUCCAGGCACUUUAAGUCAGUUCAGGUGGAUGUGACGGGGCAACCCAGGAGUUCGAAGGUCAGACUACCUGGCUACCUCCGUGUCUCCAAACCCCGCAGCGUGCCAAACCAACGUUUCCUGACGGUGGAAGAACCUGUGAAGAGGUAUUGUCGGAUAUCUACCCUGACUGAUCCCGGUGCUCAGAUGAAGGGCUUCCUGCUCGACCCAUCGCGCGUUGACUUUGGUACACAGCAAGAGGGGACCUACGCCACCAUUACCGUGGCAAUGAAGAAUUUGGGAAUCGAUCCAUCCAGGUUCAUUGUGAAGCAGCCUUCUCCAUCCACAGGCCUCAGAGUCAUCUACAGCCCUGGACCUGUGCCCUCAGGUCUGCAGGCAGAACUGCAGGUCCAGCUGUUUUCCACAUGUGACACAACCGAGCCAAAGAAGUACAUCUCCGUAGACAUAGCCAUCUUCACAGAAACUGACAUUCUCUACCUUCCUGUCACUGCUGUCAUCCUUACUGAGAAAUGUUUUGUGGAGAAGUCCAUGUGUGCGUGCAGACAGGUGGGGGCCGAGUCCAUCUGCUCUCACAGCUGGCCAGGAAGUCACAUGGAGGAGCCUUCAGCCCCCUGAUGUAUUCUCAGGCCACACUUGCAGCACAUGGACCUCAGUAUGAUUUGCGGCUAAUUCCAGAUUCCAGUCUGGAUUGAACUUUGAAAAUAUAGACCUCAACAAAUAAUAGUGGUGACUCUGCAGCUUUUUCUCAUUGCUGGCAGCUUCUUAUUCAGUUUCAUUUGAUCCCAGGUAGGCUGGGAAGAAACUGGAGUACCUGGAGAGAGACCAUGCAGGCACAGGGAGAUCAUGCGAACUAUGAGCAGGAUUCUUGCUGCCAGUCAACAGUGCCUCCAUGCGUCCGUCAAACAGACAUAUAAUCCAGUUCAAGGGGAAAACCAAACUGCAAUUUUGGGGGAUAUUAUUCUGGCAUAAUUCAAGUGCACACAUUUUCAGUCUGAAAGUAGGACUUUAGUCUUUCUUCUCAAAUUUUGUAGUGCUUGUACUCAAAACUUUUGCUCUCUUUAAAAUAUUCUGUGCUCUCUCAAACCUUUCUCCUCAAACUUGUCUGUUCGGAUCAAAUCUCCACUUGCAAACCUCUCUGCUUGCUUGCAAAUCAUUUUCUGCUCUCUCUCAAAACAAAAAGUACUGUUGCCUGGCAACGUUCCGACCAAUAGAAUGAGAGUGUUUAUACUGAGCUGUCCUCGAGGGUGCUUUGGUUUCCUUUUAGAGGGUGUCCCUGUGUGACCAUGUAUCUACAUAUCUAUCUGUACAGAUAGAUAGGAACAGUCUAUCUAGAUAGAUAUUAACCAUCAAACUGAUACAAAUCAACAGCCGUUCUUUUGAAAGCGUGCAGUGACUCUUAUGUAACUCACCUUUCUAGACUCGGUUUGGCCAGGAAACUCCCCACAGAAGCCAACAGCAUUCAAGACUCACUCCUGAAGUGGCUUCAGAAAUGAACUCACUCUUGCUUUUGAACUGGAGGAUGUAGACACACACACAUAGCCUGGUUAUGAAGCCAUUUUCACAUUAUGUUGUCAGGUAUUAUGCUGUGAAAAAGACUCUUUGCUGGAGUAAAACUUUAAAAGUAAAUGGUUUUCUUCCCACAAUAGGAGAAUCAAAUAAGUUCACUAUUCAAGUUCGUCAAUUAUAUGUAUGUAUAAGAGCUGGGCAAUAUCAGGAAAGUAUCUCAUUGCAAUACUGUUGCUGAAAAUUGUGAUACUGAUUUAUGAUUACCCCCAUUUUUCUGAUCCUUUUUAUUUUUUUUACAAUGUCUCCAUAACUUUCUGUAUGUCUUUACACACCAGCCACUAAAUAUAGACAUUCAGUGCAUCAUUAAGGACACAUGUAGAUCUUCCAACAGACAAAAGAUGGUACCCUAUACAUCUGAAUCCAAUGAUGGAGACAAGCUGUCAUUUGCUAUUGCAUUAUUACACACUGAUAUUGCCAUGUGUAAUAAUUGCAUUGUCACUGAAAAUGUGCUACACAAAUUGCCUUGCUUCUUGGAUGAGGGACAAAAAGUCAUCAAGAUAUGGAGAGUCAAGAUGUCAGUAUGAACCAUGAGGAUUUAGAUUGUGUAUUUUGUUCUUCAUUUGUGCCUUUAUCCCAUUUUAUUUGUAUUCCUUUUGAUUAUACUGUAUUAAAUCUGCUUUACAAAUUG